This is a messenger RNA of Zophobas morio, 1906 nucleotides long. RefSeq names its product glucose dehydrogenase [FAD, quinone]-like. The coding region runs from base 36 to 1868 and encodes 610 amino acids. NCBI's taxonomy places the organism in Eukaryota, Metazoa, Arthropoda, Insecta, Coleoptera, Tenebrionidae. The record is from RefSeq and is a predicted model, not a curated record. The transcript is spliced from 3 exons. Gene Ontology annotation, molecular function: oxidoreductase activity, acting on CH-OH group of donors; flavin adenine dinucleotide binding.
AUUGCCACAAUUCGCCCCUCAGUACCACCACAACCAUGUAUCUUCUCGCAGCGAUAUGUCUUGCGUUUUUUAGUAGUACCACUGGUACCCAAACCACUCUCUACUACGAAAAUUUGAUAAGUGAAAGAACUGCGAUUGCUCAAGGGUUUGCGUUGCCUCAAAGCAACGAAGAAUUUCGAGCAGGGGCAGCUUCAACCGUCACAGAGGAUGCCGGUACUUUCGACUUCGUUAUAGUAGGAGCGGGCUCAGCCGGAAGUGUUCUAGCUACGCGAUUAUCAGAGAUUGAUAACGUCACGGUACUAUUAUUAGAAGCGGGGGGAGAAGAAGAUGACUUCAGCGAUAUGCCAGCCAUGUGGAUGUACCUCCAAUUCAGCGAAAUGAACUGGGGUUAUUAUAGUACUCCUCAAACUAGUUGUUGUCAAGGAAUGAUGGAGCAGAGGUGCAUCAUCCCGCGCGGAAAAGUCAUAGGUGGAAGUAGUACCAUUAACGCGGUUAUGUAUGUGAGGGGCAACCCCAAAGACUACGACACUUGGGAGGAAUUGGGUAACCCGGGAUGGUCGUACCAAGACGUUCUCCCCUAUUUCAUCAAGUCCGAAAAUUCACAAAUUGAUGGAGAUUCCGGGUACCACGGAACUGGGGGUUUCUGGAACGUGGAGUACGCGCAACCGCCAUCGCCCCUAUUUUCCAACUUUGUUAACGCCAGUUUGGAACUAGACGUACCCAUUGUGGACUACAACGGUGAGAACGAGUUCGGCUCGGCCCAAACCCAAUUCAACAUAAAACGGGGGAAAAGACAGAGUACUGGGACCGCGUUUUUGGACAACGCCCGCAAACGCAAAAACCUUCAAGUCAAAACUAAAGCCCUAGCUACGAAAAUUGUUAUAGAUCCUGACAGGAAAGUCGCACAAGGGGUGGAAUUCGUCCAAGGUGAUAAGAAAUUCGUGGCUUUGGCGUCCAAAGAGGUUAUUGUUUCCGGUGGUGCCAUCAACUCCCCACAACUACUCAUGUUAUCGGGGGUGGGUCCGCAAGACCACUUGGACGAACUAGGGAUUGAAGUGCUCGCAGACUUACCCGUUGGGAAAAAUCUUCUAGAGCACCCACUUUUCCCGGGUUUGAUCAUUCGGACAAACUACACCCUCCCGUCGUCUGAUCUGGAAACCUUAAUUGAAUACUACUUGCUAGGUCUGGGUCCUUAUACCAAACCCGGUGGUAUCGAUGGAAUAGGGUUCAUCAAAAGCGCCGACACCGGUGACGUACCUAAAGUAGAGUACCUCUUCGUACCACCGGGUGGUUCCUCAAGCCUAAUUUUAACCCGAGCGUACAACUACGACACCGAGCUCGUUUUCGGCUUCUUGAACCAAAUCAACCCCAUGACUGACAUGAUCAUAGCUUUGGCACUCCUCCACGAAAAGUCUACAGGACGUAUUACCCUAAAAUCGACCGACCCGAUUGAUUUUCCGAAUAUAGAUUUGAAUAUGUUGGCGGAACAAGAAGACGUGGAUAAUUUAGUUGAAGGGAUUGAGUUUCUUUUGGAUCUUGUGGACACAGAGGCAAUGCGGGCUGUCAGUGCUCAGGCUGUUAGUAUUCCCAUUUGUACGGAAUUCACGGAACUGUCGAAGGAAUAUUGGGAGUGUGUGGUACGUCGUAUGACCACCACGAUUUACCAUCCUUGUGGUACCACCGCCAUGGGUCCUGAUAGCACCACUUCCGUCGUGGAUAGCAAUUUGAAGGUGCAUGGUGUUGAAAGUUUGAGGGUUGUGGACGCCGGGGUUUUCCCGACUACGGUGUCUGGGCACACGAACGCCCCAGCGGUCAUGGUGGCCGAAAAAAUCGCAGAUGUUAUCAAGAGUGAUUAUGGUUAUUUGUAAAAUUUGUAACUCAGCUAGCAAUAAAAAUUUUAUUUCCA